AUGCAUAUCACAUUGACGCCCUCCCUUUUACUCCUGAGUAUCUUUACAUACUCUUCCGCAGCAUUGAUUCGCCAACAGGGCUUUCAAAAUAGUUUGGAGUUCAGUGUUGAUAAAGAGCCGCCGAUUUCUGCUACUGCUGCAGCGGACUUUAAAACGUUUGUACAAAGCCCUGUAUUCGCUCUUCCGUCCCAUGUAAGUUGUUCCUUGUAUACGAAGUAAAGUAGAUGUGAAGUCAUACUCCGUUAGCGAGUUGAGAUCAUCAUUUUCAAGGGAGAUUGAUAUCAGAGUGAGAGUUCUUGAUGGUAGUGCUGACUUUGAUUCCUCUUUAAGCUAGCAAGUCCCGAUUCAGAAGACACUACUCUUACUUCUCAACCUUCAUCUACAAUUGCGAUUGAUCGACGUGAUGAUGCGGUUACCAAUUUUGCUGAGCAAGUCAACCCACGCAAUUUGAGAGAAGGAGGCUUCAACAUGGCAACCUGGAGCCCUACUGCUUUCGCUGUCCUCGCCGGCCUUACACCAUUUGAGACUCCAACACCAUUACCUUCCAUUACUGCGGUGAGUAGAUAUAUUAUGGCUCAUUGAUUACUGCAUGUGAUAUGGUCAUGAGCUAAUUUUAAUAACCCAAGAAUCCGACUUUUAGCGAGGAAUUCAUGACGCCUACAACUACUUUCACAACUACCAUUAUGUAUUCCACCAUUUACUAUACUGUGCGCGAUGUCGCCAGAGGGGAAAGUAGCACCACAACAGUACCAUUGAGUCGAGCUCCACCACAAACUCUCCAGACAAUUACUGCAUCGCCUGCACUUGCUUCGGGUACUUAG
Molecule: messenger RNA, 821 nt
Organism: Sclerotinia trifoliorum
Lineage: Eukaryota; Fungi; Ascomycota; Leotiomycetes; Helotiales; Sclerotiniaceae
Source: the annotation of a GenBank genome assembly